AUGGGUACCCUGCUCACUGACAUGUAUGGCCCACUGUCAUUGGGACAGUAUCAGGCCCCGGACCCUGCUAAGCUUAAGCACGUAUCCGUUCGAACCCCCGUUCGCCGUCUUCCCGUUUUAGCCUCCGCAGCACCGUCGGGCGCCGCGGCGGCGGCGGCGAGGGAGCGCAGGCGCUUCCUGGAGCGCUACGGGCUCAACCCAGAUGACUUCGAGGAAGAUGCAGAGGAGGAUCCAAGGGAAGAGAGGAGAGACAGGCGGAGGCGGCGGCAGUCGGGGAGAGGGGAGCAAACUGCGGAAGCGGCAGUGACUCCAGCGAAGGCGGCGGAGCCUCGGGAGACUCACAAAAUGCUUCAGGUGCUAGGUGGAAAAGUCCGCAGAAGGAAAUUACUUUCACCCAAAGAUAGGAAUGUCCGUCCAAUGAUGGAAGUUGUCCGAGGAGCAGCCUUUGACAUUUUACAAUCAGCUGGUGGUUCUCCUGCUUCACUUAGACCAGGUCGGUGGCUAGACUUGUAUAGUGGUACUGGAUCUGUUGGAAUUGAAGCUAUGAGCCGAGGAUGUUCAGAGGCACAUUUUGUUGAGAUGGAUCCUUGGGUCAUAUCUGAGGUCCUCAAACCAAAUCUGGAGUGUACUGGAUUUACUGAUGUAUCACACAUACAUAUGCUCCGUGUUGAAAAAUUCUUGGCCAAUGCAGAAAAAUCCCAAGGUAAAUAUCCUUCCUUUGAUUAUAUUAGUGUAACACCACCAUAUCUGGAGGUCAACUACAGCACACUACUCGCCCAACUUGCAAGGUCACCAUUGGUUGGAAAAGAUUGCUUCAUCCUAGUUGAGUACCCAUUGAAAACAGAUAUGGCUGAAUCCUGCGGAAACCUUAUAAAGAUAGCUGACAGGAGGUUUGGUAGGACCAACUUGCUAAUAUAUGGGCCAACUUGGUGUAAUGACAAAGAGGGCUUUCUGUACCAUAACAUCACUCGUGAAGAAGUGUAA
This is a messenger RNA of Miscanthus lutarioriparius, 984 nucleotides long. NCBI's taxonomy places the organism in Eukaryota, Viridiplantae, Streptophyta, Magnoliopsida, Poales, Poaceae. The record is from the annotation of a GenBank genome assembly.